Gallus gallus (chicken) is the source of this 8841-nucleotide messenger RNA. RefSeq names its product myocyte enhancer factor 2A (gene MEF2A). Lineage: Eukaryota; Metazoa; Chordata; Aves; Galliformes; Phasianidae. Gene Ontology annotation, molecular function: DNA-binding transcription factor activity, RNA polymerase II-specific; protein dimerization activity; RNA polymerase II cis-regulatory region sequence-specific DNA binding. The transcript has 12 exons. Bases 3608 to 5257 code for a protein of 549 amino acids. The record is from RefSeq and is a predicted model, not a curated record. Gene Ontology annotation, biological process: cell differentiation; heart development; positive regulation of transcription by RNA polymerase II.
GGACCAGUGAAGGGCCAGCCUGGGCUCUCCCCAGAGAACAGAGGAGCAGGUGAGACCCUUAGCAGCUCUGCGUCUUGAGCAGGAAUGCUUCAGCCCACCUGUGUAAGUAUUUACUUGUGCUUUCCUUCAGGAGUUUCUGACAACAGACAAAUUAAUUGGAAAGUAGCAUUUUUUUAAUUAUUUCAACCAAGAUACAAGUGAUACAGAAUGAAGAUAAGAAACUGGUUCCACAGGUAUUCCUUUGCUUAAGUUCUUUUUUGCAUUUGCAGCUUGAGUGUGUCUGGAUUGGUUUAUCAACUUUUACACUUGAGAGGCAUUAAGCCUCUGUAAUCUUGCCUCAUCCUCCUUGUUUUGAAGUUAAAAGUAUUUCUGGUCUCAGACCUUUAGACUUCUAAGUAUCUCACCAUUAACAUAUCAGCAUACUUGGGACUAUGUGUCUGGGUUUGGCUGCUUUCUAUAAUUGUCUUAGCUUUCCUUUUCUGUUACAGUCUCCUUAGACACAAAUACAAAUGUAAGCAAAGAAACAAUUGCAUAUAUUGAUGAAAAUGUUUGUACUUACAUUGAUUCUGAAGGUAAAGGAUGCAUUUAAAUUACCUACAGUGAAUUGUUGUAGUUGCUACGUUAUGUGAGGGAUUGGGGUGCUUCAUUUCUUGGAGUUCGGUGUGAAAUACAGUUAAGAUUCUGUUUGUGCUUUAUUCUGUGAUGUCUGGAAUAUAUGUUUUAUUAUUAUCUGUAGAAGGAUACCUCUUUUUCUGAAGCUGAGAAAAACAAAUUAUGUGCCAAGUUUCCUUGCUUUUUCUUGAUUAAAAUCCAGUUUCAGUUCUUACUGUGAUCUCCAUGGUUGUUUUUGGUCCGAUGUGUAGGUCCUAGUAGCUGAUGCUGGAAAUAUGAGCACUGUCUGCUCUCAACUGUAAGCAGAAAAUAUACUUCCAGCAUUUCAACAAGUGAAAUGGUUUUUAGGGAAAGCUUUCUCUAUUUGUUGGACUGAGAAGUAACAUUCUGGGAAACCUGCUCAUUUUGAAGUCUCCAAAACCUUCUGCAUUGACAUUUCUAGGUCCUGGCUUUUGAUCUCUCAAACCCUGCAACAAGACACGUGGAAAUGCUUGUAUUACUUAGUGGCUGAAUUUGAGCUAACAGCCUUGUACCCUAAAAGGCAGUUAAAAGCCAAUUCUAAUGCUGUUUGAGUUUCUCUUCCAGGUAGAUUUGAUCUAGUACCUCUGCCGUGAGAUAGGUGGAUUUCGUACAGUACUCAGGAAGGAGAAAGAUAGUUUUCAAUACUAUUGCAUGCCUUAAAGUCUUGUGUGUGCUGCAGCAUUGCUUGAGGUUUUCUUGUAAAUGGCACCAACUAGGGAAGCCCUAUGGGCAGUUUAUUUUUAAACUGGCUUGGUUUGCUGGCAUUGCUGGCACUCUUAGGCGUACAGAUGGAGUUACAGUAACAGUGAAGAUGAAGAGGCUGAGCUUGCUUCUCUUCCUGUUAGAGCUGUACUUCUGAGUAAGCUUGGUGCACCUCUGUAAGGCUUCAUUUUUCACUUUUCCUCGUUUCUCUUAUGUUCAUUAACAGUGAUUACAAUGAGUUUUCAGUAAAUUUGUUUCACUGUUGCAGCCAAAUCCUUGGCUGUAGCUAUGAUGUGAGUUACCUUAGUAUCCUUUCUGUAGUGUUCCUUGUGCCCCUUACAUCUGUGUAGAUGAAAAUGCUGUCGUCAUUGCCUGUGUGUUUGUUCCUUGUUAAGGUAUUCAUGUUUGUGUCUCAGAAGUAUUAGCGCAGAGAUUAUUUGAAGGGGAAGCCUAACAGAAGAUCUUCCUUUAGUCUGCUUGACUUAGUGGUGAGUUCUAACAGCGUUCCCAUGGUAGUGAACGCAUUUUCUUUAAUACACAUUAGUCAGAUCUUGAUAUUGUCAUCUCUGUAAUGCAGCAUGUUGACUGUAUUAUACGCUAUACCUGACUUACCUCAGAUGUGUGUGAGCAAAAAAAAAAAAAAAAAAAAAAGCCAAAGCAUUCUAAUGGUUUUCUGUGUAUACGAACAGAACUGUCUUUCUGCUGUAUGGAUUGAGAAAGCUACGUGAACCUGAGUCACUGUCUCUUUCCUGUGCUGUAGCCCCAUAUUAAAUUGUUUUAACUUCUAGUUUAGGAGUAGGAGGCAGUUUGAGCCCAACGUGUCAUGGUAAAUGAGUGAUACCUGAUGGGGUUAUCAUUGUUUAGAGAACAUCUCUACAAUCCUCCAUUGCAGGAAUGUGUGCAGCUGUGAGGGAGCCACAGUAAAGUCAAUCAAAUGAAUAUAGCUCUGGGUCCAUAUUGUCAUAGCCACUCUUGGUAUCCAGGGCACACCAGAGGGCUGAGGUGCUGUCCUGGAAUCCCUGAGUUCAGCUGCAGGCUGAUGGGGGCAUACACCGUGCUCAGACAUGGUACGAGCUUACAGGCGGCCUCUACUUCGUGUACAGCAGCUUCCUUGGCUUAUCUUAAUCACAUUGGAAAGACUUGCUGAGCUACUAUACUGAACAGCUCAUGAAGGGGAAAAAUACUAAUUAGAUCUGUCUUUCAGAUUAGAGACCAAAUUCAGGAAAAUAGUCUUUUAGUCUCUUUAGCCAGAAUUCCUCAGAUCCCCUCCUAGAUCAAAGGUAAAGCUGUACUGGGAUGAGAGGUGUGACUGCAAUUUGUGUAGACAAAUGUAUGCAGGCUACCUUUAAACCAGUUAGCUGAGUAUAGCUGUGUAAGCCGGUGGCACAGUAGGAUACCCACACACAGAAAGCAUUUAUUUUCCUUUUAUUCUCACUGCUUAAACAUUCAUGGUGUCACACAGCGCUCUUUAAUUGUAGUUCCUAAAGGGAACGAAGCUGCUGCUUUGUGGAGAGCAUUUCUUAGGAGUCCACUUUGCCUCUGUGAAGCCUUAGAGAGGCAGAAUUUACAAGUUCAGAUCUGAGUGUUUGCCAGGAGGUGAGGAUGGCAGUGCCCCACACCUGCGUUUCCAGUGGUGCUGUCACAUGGUCCCCUGUGGUUUGGAGCUGUGAGUUCCUGUUUCGGUUUGUAUCUGUAGCAGAAGGGGGGUGAAACUCUUUGAUACAUUCCAGUUAAACAAAUGGCAGGCAGUGCUAACCAACUUUUCUCUUUUUCAAUUUGUUUCUGUAUUUAAUGUGGUUUGGUCAUUUUCAUGUAUUACAGGAACAGGUGAAGGUUCUUUCAUUCAUUAGGCCCUGUUUUGUAAAAUGCCUAUACAAAUAGGCUAAAAGUGCCUUCAAACAGAGGCUCCGACUUUGGGUAUUCAUUGGAAUAAAUUUAAAUCAGUCAUCCUUUAUAAAAUAAUCAAACAUUUUUCCUUACAUAUGUAAUUUACACUAUUAGACUAAAAUGAAAUUUGUGGCUUUCAGUAAAACUUGUAGAUCCAGAAUUUGUCUGUGCUCCAGGUUGGUGCUUUGCUCUUAAGAAGGCAGCGUUGGCUCGAAUGGCCUUCACUAAUCACAAGAUGCGGGUCUUAUAAGAAGAUAUAGGAACCAUUUCUCAAGCUGAAGACAAAGUAAAAAAAGACUGUAUCAUGUGUUAAAAUACCGAAGGGUGAAAUUUCUUGGAUUAGUAUAUUUCUGGAUUGCAAAGGAAGGGAAAGAAGAGACUGAAAAUGGGGAGAAAGAAAAUACAGAUCACGAGAAUAAUGGACGAACGGAACAGACAGGUCACCUUUACGAAGAGGAAGUUUGGAUUAAUGAAGAAGGCGUAUGAGUUGAGUGUACUCUGUGACUGUGAAAUAGCACUCAUCAUUUUUAACAGCUCUAACAAACUCUUUCAGUAUGCCAGCACUGAUAUGGACAAAGUUCUACUAAAAUACACAGAAUACAACGAGCCCCAUGAAAGCAGAACCAACUCAGAUAUCGUUGAGACCUUAAGAAAGAAAGGCCUUAAUGGUUGUGAGAGCCCUGAUGCUGACGAUUACUUUGAGCACAGUCCACUAUCGGAGGACAGAUUCAGCAAACUAAAUGAAGAUAGUGAUUUUAUUUUCAAGCGAGGCCCUGCUCUGAACAAGAAGGAACACAGAGGGUGCGACAGCCCGGACCCUGACACUUCAUAUGUGCUCACGCCACAUACAGAAGAAAAAUAUAAAAAAAUUAAUGAAGAGUUUGAUAAUAUGAUGCGGAAUCAUAAAAUCGCAGUGAGUACUAAACCUGGCUUGCCUGCUCAGAACUUCUCCAUGUCGGUUACGGUUCCAGUGUCCAACCCCAACACUUUAACCUACAGUAACCCAGGGAGUUCCCUCGUAUCCCCAUCACUGGCAGCCAGCUCAUCGUUAACAGACACGACCAUGCUCUCCCCACCUCAGACCACCCUGCAUCGGAACGUAUCACCUGGGGCCCCGCAGAGACCACCAAGUACUGGCAAUGCUGGUGGAAUGCUGGGGACAACUGACCUCACAGUGCCAAAUGGAGCUGGUACCAGUCCAGUUGGAAAUGGGUUUGUGAAUUCUCGAGCUUCACCAAGCCUGCUCGGCACUGCUGGCGGUGGGAAUGGCUUAGGCAAAGUCAUGCCUACAAAGUCUCCACCUCCACCUGGAGGAGGUAAUCUUGGAAUGAACAAUCGCAAACCGGACCUCCGUGUUGUCAUCCCACCCUCCAGCAAGGGUAUGAUGCCACCACUGACGGAGGAGGAUGAAUUGGAGUUGAAUACCCAAAGGAUAAGUAGUUCUCAGUCCACGCAGCCCCUCGCUACCCCCGUGGUGUCUGUGACAACUCCCAGCUUGCCGCCGCAGGGACUCGUGUACUCGGCCAUGCCCACUGCCUACAACACUGAUUACUCCUUGACUAGUGCAGACCUGUCUGCCUUGCAGGGAUUCAACUCCCCAGGAAUGCUGUCUUUAGGGCAGGUAUCUGCCUGGCAGCAGCACCAUCUCGGUCCAGCAACCCUCAGCUCUCUCGUUUCUGGCAGCCAGCUAUCUCAGGGUUCAAAUUUAUCCAUUAACACCAACCAAAACAUCAACAUAAAAUCGGAACCGAUUUCACCUCCCCGGGACCGCGUAACUCCCUCCGGGUUCCCGCAGCAGCAGCCCCCGCAGCAGCCGCAGCCCCCACAGCCCCCGCAGCAGCCGCCGCAGCGCCAGGAGAUGGGCCGCUCUCCCGUUGACAGCCUCAGCAGCUCCAGCAGCUCCUACGACGGCAGCGACCGGGAGGACCCUCGGAGCGAUUUCCACUCUCCUGUGGUGCUGGGAAGGCCGCCCAAUUCAGAAGAUAGGGAGAGUCCGUCAGUAAAACGAAUGAGGAUGGACACGUGGGUGACAUAAGCUUGCGGUGUUGCCUCUUCAGUUUUGUGUUCUCAAAAUGAACUGUCCUGACAUAUCUAAAUUUAUAAAUAAGGACAUGAAAUAAGUAUAUUUAUAUGUAUAUACAUACGUGCAUAUAUAUAUCUUCACAUGCAUAUAUAUGUGCUAGUGUGUGUAGCAUACACAGAAUCAUCAGGCACUUAUUACAAACUUCUUGUAUAGCUGCAGAUGUCCCAUGGUAAAACGUAACAGAACAAUCCUAUAGGUAUUGAUCUAGUCUGGCACUUACCUGGACUUGUUGUUUUAAUAAUAUAACCUGUUUUGCAAAGAAACAUUGUACCCGUAUUAUAAUCCUACCACACUAGAUUGCAGAAACCAAGAGGGCUCGCCUGUAGUAACGUCCCUGUGUGUUUUAUUAAAGCUGUAUGGUUACUUGUAGUUAAGAAAUAAUGCUUUGUAGCAGCAGAGCAGUAGAAAAGCAGGAAGAAGAAAGCAAUACUGUACAUAAAAUGACCUUUAUAUUACCCCACCUGGCAUGGGUCUCUAUUGCAGAGGGUGCAUGGAGAAGGGCUGAUGCUAGAGAAAAUAAAAAACAAAAACCCUGUUUUGCACGUGCAAAAAAAAAUAAAAAUAGUGUAUUGGGUCAAAGAAGUGAUUUUUUUAACGAGUGAGAGAGAGACAUAGAGAACUCGCAUGGAAUAUUCAGAAAAUAUUAGCCUAGAAAAUAGAACGUUAACAAAAUAAAAUUAAUAUAUUAAGUUAUAAUUGGAAUAUGUUUGACAAAUUUGUUUUUACGUUCCUACCUUUGAAAAAUAUAGAAACGGAUUUUAGCUCAUGUAUAUUUUAUAUUAAAGAAAACAAUACCCUAAUGAAUUGAAGACUAUAUAUAAAGUUAUAUACAGUACUUUUGAACACAUUCUGCUAUGAAUUAUUUAUAUAAGCCAAAGCUGUAUGUUGUAGCUUUUUUGUAGAGUAUAGUUUUAUCUUAUUUUGACUUUCUAGUUUUUGCUUUCAAAGAUGAAAAGGAAAAACUUGCAGGCGGAACCUUGGGGGAAAAAUAAGCCAUGAACACUUAUAUGUAAAUUUAAAUUUGAGCCAAACUCUUUGUGUAUAUAGCAUCUUAAAUAUAUUAUCACCUUUGGUGUAAGUACCUAUGUAUUGUACGUUCACCAGAUUAAAAAGUAUAUUUUUGUGGAUUGACGCCGACUUGAGAAAGGCGAGGUCCUUAUUAAGUAGAGUAUUCACUGUUUAAUAUUUACUAUUUUGUUAAAUAUACUGUACUUUCUUUGGAUUUUAAUUAUUAUUAAUAUUAUUAUCCAGAUUUUUCAGAGGGUGUAUAAAGGGGUUGUCCCCCUCACUGGUGGUGAAUGUGUGCCGUUAAAUUGUAAUCUCUGUGCUGUAUGGUUAAGCUUCAUUAUACAUUUUAUAUAUAUGUAUAUAAAUAGCAAAGUGGCAAAAAAAAAUCCGGCGUUAAGUUCAUCCUGCAUAAAUAUACAAAAUCUGCUACAACACAUUUUAAGGCAUCGUUUUAAAACUGCCUCUUCUGAGGAGGAAAAAAAAAAAAUCAGUGGAAAAAGCUUGACCUAAUUUCUCCUGAUAGGGAAAUAACACAUAUCAGAUGAGCACAAAGGGUUUCUGAAGUGGUAAGUGGUUUGGGAUAAAGCUGCAGCUUCAGAAGGAAACGUGCAGCGCCUCUUCUGAGCGUCUCCCUGAGGCAGAGCAGGGCCAAGGCUCGCUCUGCAUGGAGCUGUGGGAAGGGGAAGGGCAGCAGCAGCUCCUGCAGUUGGCAGGAGCUGGGAGCACCCACCUGCAGGGGAACCAACACUGCUCCGUGCAGCAUUCUUGCUUCAUAGACAUCUCAUUCCCACUGUUGGCUCCAUGCAGAUCACCUUCCUGCACGUUCUUUUUAUGCUGGAAACCAAAUUAAGUAGAUCUUACUGAAUUCACUACAGCUGGUAGUUCUGGGAUGAAAAAAAAGACAACAGUGCUAUUUUGUUACUGAAACCCCUAUAAGUAAUCCCUGAUAUUUAUAAAAUAGUUUUGCCAGGUUUUUAAAAAUGGAUUAAUUGAUAUUUUAACUAAGGAGUGUGAGAAACAAAAAUCCAGUGUGAUCCGAUGGGGAAAACUCCAGCUACCUUCACGGCUGCUCACUUUAAGGCGUGAGUGGAGAAGCGAGCUGGUGCAGGCGGCUCUGCUGCUGUCACGGUGACUCAUGGGGACUGUCGCUCCGUCGCUGAGCUGUGAUGUUCCGCAGUUCCCGGCUGCAGGAGCCUGCAGGAAAAGGAGACUUUUCUCACAGCAGCUCAUUUAUUUCCCAAGUGACCGAAUUCACAUUACCACUGCAGAGAUCCUUUUAAUGCUUGGAAAAAUUAUGUGGUUUUUUUCAUUAUUUAUGCACAUAUAUGAACUUUGCUGUACAUCUGAGUGGGAGUUCUGCAUUCACAUUUACUGUCUAUUUUCUUGUGUGCCUUACGAGAUGGCUUUGCUGACUGUAUCUCAAUAGUCUUUAUUUCUAUGCAGGUUUGUAAACAGUACUAUUACUGUUUUCUUAAAGAAAAAGCUACAUAAGGGUUAGAGUUUGUAUUGAAAUUGCACCUAUGAAUUAAAAAACCAACACGUAAGUUCUUAGGAACUGCUCACGGGACUGUUCUGCUGUUGCCCUGUGCCCCAUCCCCUCCCACAGACUCAGCAGGAGACGGUGGCUGUGCUCUCUCCUAGCGGGGGAACCUCACGCCUCCGAAUAAAUGGGAAUCCUGAUUUUUAAUAACAGGUAACUGACUUUGGAACAUACUUUUUUAGGAAUUGUAAAAAUGUUUUAUAACGGGAAAAAGACAUAGCACAGAUAUUUCAACAGUUGAAAAAUACUUUUUUUAAACUAAGUAAAUAUAUUGAAGUUUCAAGUGAAUCCAAUCCUAGUUGGAACCCAAUGGAGCCUGAGUGACUUCAGAUUUCUAUCUAUCUUCUAUUGUGACAAAUCACCUCUCCAUCUCUGAGCUCUCACUUUAGUAUUUAAAAAUUCACAUGUAUUUAAAACCCCCAGGCAGGGAUUUGUCAGAACAACGCUUCAGCCUUCCCUUUCACUCCAAGGACACUACAGCAUCCGAACCUUGCGAAUUCCUGAGCGCACAAGAAAUACAUAGUAAAUAAGGAACAUAACAACUCCUAACAAUCGAUCGUGGGAAGAAGUUAAAUUAGAAUGUGAAAGAAAGACUUCAGUGUAAACGUUUAAAUCUUAGUAGAAACUUUCUUCACUUUGCUGUGCAAGAGAACACUGCUUUGCUAUAUUUAAAAUGGCUUUUUUAAAAGAGAUUUAUGUAUUUGGUAAAUGUUUGUAGUCAACAGUUCACAAAGAAGCUGUUCACGGUUUAAUGAUGAUAAGCCGUUUGGCGGCACAAGCUGGACUUUGUUGCCAUCCUUGAGACGAAUCUUUUAAGAAAAAAAUAAGUUAAUCUCAAUUUUUUCCCUGAAUGUGUUGUUUUUUCUUCAAUAUACAAUAAAUAUUCUAGUGAACUUUUUAUCAAAUGGUUAAGAAAAAUGCUAGAGGUUGUUGUAAAAUAUUUGUAUCCUGCAUUCACUAAAGUAAAGAUACUGGCUUUUACUGUGUA